AUGGACCAUAUGAAUGUGAAGACGCCCAGACACAACUCCAUGGAAAUGGACAUGGAUGAGCCAAGUGGCAUUCCCUGGCUCGAUAGUCCGGUCAUGCUGCAUUCCUCCCGCGCGGAUACGUGCAAGUUGACGCCCGAGCAGUGCGCUUAUCGGAGGGGGCACUGGCGGUACUGGUACGAAGCCGACCACGUCUACGCACUCAACACUGUGUAUUUCCUCUGUGCGACGGUCGUCGUCUUCGCGGUCGCCCACUUCGUGUCGAGGUAUGCUCCUGCCCGGGUACGGAGGAGCCCGCUAUGGCAGAAGGCCACUGCCGUCGGGCGCUUUCUGUCGUAUAGGGGCUUCCGGAUCCCUGGGUUGGGAUAUUGGGCUGCCAGUGCUGGGGUUGCGGGCUUGAUUGCGAUUGGGGCGGUUUUCUUUUUUGCAAUGACCCUCGGCCCUCGCCCAUACUACUGGCCCAACACCGACGAAGUCUCAUACGGCGGAAGUCCGCCUAUCGCGACCAGGGCCGGAUGGAUGGCCGUCGCCCUGCUGCCGUUUGUACUAGCCCUUGGCGCCAAAGCAAACCUUAUCUCCGCCUUAACGGGCGUACCUCACGAGAAGUUGCAGGUCUUCCACCACUGGACCAGCUAUGCGAUGUUCGUGUUGGCCCUUGUGCAUACCUUCCCGUUCAUAGUGUACAAUAUUUCCAAGGGCCAGAUGGUAUCCGAGUGGAAGAGCAGCGUUGUCUACUGGACGGGCGUGAUAGCACUGGUUGCGCAGGCUUAUUUGACGUUUAUGAGUUUGCCGAGUAUACGAAACCGGUUCUACGAGUUCUUCAAAGCAACGCACUUUUUCGUCGCGCUGAUCUUCAUCCUGUUCUUUUUCUUCCACUGUGACUUUCGGUUGACGUCUUGGGACUACUUCAUUGCCGCCGGCUCCCUCUACAUCUUCUCCCUCAGCGCCUCCCUAAUCCGCACACACCUCAUCAACGGCCGACACAGCGCAACACUCACGCUCCUCCCAAGCGGCCUCCUCCAGAUCAGAAUCCCGACGAUCCUCACCUGGACUCCCGGGCAGCACGUCUUCAUCCGCUUCACGAGCGUUAGCAAUGUCGGACUCCACGCUCUCACCUCGCACCCUUUCACCAUCUGCUCUGUAUCCCACGAUAUCGCGCAAUCAAAGAGAGCGAAUGAGAUGAUGUUCUAUCUUAAGCCGAAGAACGGGAUCACCGGGCGUCUUGCGAAGAUCGCAUCCAAGGCCCCUGGAAAGAGGCUAUCGGUUCUCCUGGAGGGUCCAUACGGUGGCAUUGAACCAUCUGUCCUCGAUCGCUCAGAGGACGUGCUCAUCAUCUCCGGCGGCUCGGGUGGUGGAUUCUCACUGGGUGUUUUCGAGAGCGCUUUGCGCACAAUCAACCAAACAUGCGGAUGCGCCGAUGACAAAGAUCCAGGAAGAAAGAGUAUCCAGGUAAUCUUCGCAACACAGACCGCCGACGUUGCGGCCUGGUACCGCGAUGAGAUCGAGGCGCUGGCAGGAAUCUACGGUGUCGAUGAUGUGAACGUUGACGUCUCUAUCCACGUUACCUCCGCAUCUCAACCACCUGCAUCAAAGCAAGCCAUCGCCGCCAUCGACACAGAAGCUGACGUCGAAAAUAAGCCCCUCCCAUCAAUGCCAGUCUCGUCCACAGAAGCCCAUCUGGAAUCGAAAACCGCGGCGGCGGCAGAAGACGCGAUCAUCCCUAUCUCUUCAUCCUCCUCCUCAUCUACAUAUGAGAAAGGGAAAUCGCUCAGCACACCAACGACCUUCCACCAAGGCCGACCGGAUCUCCCCUCUAUUAUCGCCGACGCUGCUAACUCCAGGAAACGUGUUGUGAUCUACGCGUGCGGUCCGGCGUCCAUGCUGCAUGAUGUACGGAAUGCGGCUGCGGCUGCGCAGGAGGGGAUUCUGAAGGGUAGUGGUGCUGGGGAGGUUUAUUUGCAUUCGGAGAGUUUUUCGUAA
Aspergillus mulundensis is the source of this 1977-nucleotide messenger RNA. RefSeq lists its product as uncharacterized. NCBI's taxonomy places the organism in Eukaryota, Fungi, Ascomycota, Eurotiomycetes, Eurotiales, Aspergillaceae. The record is from RefSeq and is a predicted model, not a curated record. Gene Ontology annotation, cellular component: plasma membrane. The transcript has 6 exons. Gene Ontology annotation, molecular function: ferric-chelate reductase activity. Gene Ontology annotation, biological process: iron ion transport; intracellular iron ion homeostasis; copper ion import. The coding region runs from base 1 to 1977 and encodes 658 amino acids.